AUGUGGGCUACUUGCAACGUGAAGGUUCGCGAUUGCUUAGCCGCCGCUUCCGUCACUCUGAGACGGUGCCUGAAAUUGGGGGUGGCCAUGGCAAAGAGCAAGUUCGAGUACGUGCGGGACUUCGAGGCUGACGACACGUGCCUGGCCCACUGCUGGGUGGUGGUGCGGCUGGACGGCAGGAAUUUUCAUCGGUUUGCUGAGAAGCACAACUUUGCAAAACCUAAUGACAGCCGUGCUCUCCACCUAAUGACCAAAUGUGCCCAGACUGUAAUGCAAGAACUGGAGGAUAUUGUGAUUGCAUAUGGACAGAGUGACGAGUAUAGCUUUGUGUUCAAGCGAAAAACCAAUUGGUUUAAAAGAAGAGCCAGUAAGUUCAUGACUCACGUGGCCUCCCAGUUCGCCUCCAGCUAUGUGUUUUAUUGGCGGGAUUACUUUGAGGAGCAGCCCCUUCUCUAUCCCCCAGGCUUUGAUGGAAGAGUAGUGGUGUAUCCUAGCAACCAGACCUUAAAGGACUACCUCAGCUGGCGGCAAGCAGAUUGUCACAUCAAUAAUCUUUAUAAUACAGUUUUCUGGGCACUUGUACAACAGUCUGGACUAACACCAGCGCAAGCCCAAGAGAGAUUACAGGGAACUCUUGCAGCAGACAAAAAUGAAAUUUUGUUUUCUGAAUUCAACAUCAACUACAACGAUGAGCCACUGAUGUACAGGAAAGGGACUGUGUUGAUAUGGCAGAAGGUGGGUGAAGUCACAACAAAAGAAGUUAAGCUACCAGCAGAAAUGGAAGGAAAAAAGAUGGCAGUGAUCCGGACCAGGACUAAGCCAGUGCCCUUAUAUUGCGAUAUCAUCGGGGAUGCUUUCUGGAAGGAACAUCCAGAGAUCCUACAUGAAGACAGCUGACCCUUUGCUUUUCAGUCCUGGCAUGCUUAACCCUGCACGGCCCCCCAAGUCUCCUGGCCUUAGGUGGCCCUGGCAUCUCUACCACCCAGAAGAGUGUGCCGGGAGUGACUUGACUCUGGUUGGGAGGGGAACGGGAGAGGAAAAGAUGGACGGGGGGAGUGUAUCUUGUUCUGCUUUAAGUGGAACACCUCUUUUGCAGUGUUGGAACAUGUUUCCUUUGGUAGAAGUGCAGUUUUUUAAAAAUCACGAUACUAUUUUUAUAAAGCAAGAACUAUUUAUGCCUUCCAGAAUGAAUCAUUUUUAGAUUGUGACAUCAGUCUUAUAAAAACCUGUCAAGCUCUUUCCACCUGUGAUAGAAGACGAGCCCAAACUUUACUCUCACCCACCUAUUCUUAACUACAGAAUCCAGUGACCUGGAAAAUCUCACCUUUCCCACACAUCUACUUGCAUUCAUCUUUGGCAGACCUGGCAUCAGUAUGGGUUGAUGGCUUCACGAUGCUUCUGAAUUCAGGAAUUCCUGGGAAAACUCAGGCUUGGUGCCAGUCUCCAAUUUGGCAACUUUGGCUGAAGAAAUGAGUAGUAGUUUGCAUGUCCUUGUGUAAAUAUUCCAUAGAUUGAUUUUGUGGAGUUGUCAGCACGAUCAUCAUCAUUUUCUUGCCAGGACCAUUGUUUCCAAGGCCACUUAACCUCUUUCUAAGAAGAAAGAAUUAUGUGUAUAUAUGAGAGAAAGAAAACGUGAGUGAGGAUGAAUGAACAAGGAGGGAGAAACAUUUACUCCAUGUCCUCUAGAUACUGCAGUUUUAAAAGUCACCUUCCUGUUGGACUUCCUGGAAAGGAUUCUCAGCUAGCCUCCAUAUAAUCAAAACAAUGACAUUUGCAUUGCAGAGCUGAGGGGUCAGCAUGCCCCUUGGGGGUCAGAGGUGCAGGUGUUAAGGGAGUCUUCAGAGACCCACCUGCCGAAGGGCCAGCGGAGGUGGGUGUGGAGCAGCAGACAGCAGCUGCAGUCUGCGUGUGGCCAAGCUGCUGGCCUCUGAAGGGGGCAGGUGGUGGGGGUAGGUGGUGAGACAACUAACAGUACCUCUUGUCCUCAUUUCAUAUUUUAGAGGAAAAAGAUGAUUUGGCUCUAUUAAGAAUUAAUUAAGAGAGAGCCCACGUCCCAGUGCCUGGUCUUGCAUUGCAGAAUUUACAGCCAAGAAGAAGAUGUAUUUUUGAAAGUGUGACAGCUGGGCUCAUCCCUCAUUAGUUGACACCGCAUCUGUCAAUGCCAUUUUUCCCCUCCUGUUCUCACUCCCCGGGAAUAAGAGAUAGGGCUCAUGUUUGGUAAUUGAUAAAAUUUCUUUGAAGAAAAAUAAAGGUUGCAACUCCCUUGGCCUAA
This is a messenger RNA of Equus quagga, 2272 nucleotides long. It is a transcript of the gene THG1L, whose product is annotated as tRNA-histidine guanylyltransferase 1 like. Gene Ontology annotation, biological process: tRNA modification. The transcript has 6 exons. Bases 1 to 897 code for a protein of 298 amino acids. Gene Ontology annotation, molecular function: tRNA guanylyltransferase activity; magnesium ion binding. The record is from RefSeq and is a predicted model, not a curated record. Lineage: Eukaryota; Metazoa; Chordata; Mammalia; Perissodactyla; Equidae.